AUGUCUUCAUCGAAACUGAUGUUCAAGGGCGACAAGAAGGAGAAGAAGAAACACAGGAAGCGCCGCAGAGACCAGCACGAGCCAGACGAGCACCCCGAGCCCACCGAGGGCUGGCUGAACCCGCCCAGCCAGGCGCACAUCCAGGGCCCACUCUACAUCAUCUGCAUCCGGCCGGCGACCGGGCGGGCGGAGGAGAGCCGGCCGAGUGCCCUGGCCAUCCAGCCCUCGCCCCUCUCCCCCAUCGCCCCCCUCGUCCCCGCCCCGCUCGACCCAGCCGCCCUCCAGAGCCUCGAGCCCGCCGACGUCAACCACGUCCUCGUCGCCACCCGCAUCAUCGACAGCACCCACAAGCUCACCCUCCGCACCGCCAACGCCCGCUACCUCGCCGCCGACCAGCUCGGCGCCGUCUCCGCCGAGCAGGAGGCCCGCGGGCCCCAGGAGGAGUGGGCCUUCGAGCCCGUCCCCGCAUCCCCCAACGACGACCAUCCUGACCCCGACGGCAUGUUCACACUCAAGUCCUGUCUCUACAACAAGCUGCUCUCCGUCGAGGAACUCGCCUCCGGCAAGCUCGUCCUCCGCGCCGACUCCGACUCCCCCGCCGAGCCCGCCGCCCACCUCCUCGUCCGCAUGCAGGCCGCCGAGCUGCUCAAAGCCCGCAAGCGGCUCGCCGACGAGCAGGCCCAGAAGGGGCUGCUCUCCGCGGCUAAGACCGCCGACGCCGGACUCACCAUCCUCAAGCCCGGACAGUCCUUCCACGACCUCGAAGCCAACAACAUUCGCCAGUAUCAGGCCAGGGGCGCCGGCCGACUGCAGCUCCCGGCCGAAGGCAACGCCGGGCUCAAGAAGGCCCGGAAGGAGGGCCGGCUGGCCGAGGAACUGCUCGACCGGCGCGCCAAGCUCAAGAGCGACCGCUAUGCCAAGUAA
This is a messenger RNA of Puccinia triticina, 924 nucleotides long. RefSeq lists its product as uncharacterized. Gene Ontology annotation, molecular function: actin filament binding. The record is from RefSeq and is a predicted model, not a curated record. The transcript has 4 exons. Gene Ontology annotation, cellular component: nucleolus; catalytic step 2 spliceosome; striated muscle dense body. NCBI's taxonomy places the organism in Eukaryota, Fungi, Basidiomycota, Pucciniomycetes, Pucciniales, Pucciniaceae. Bases 1 to 924 code for a protein of 307 amino acids.